Aspergillus alliaceus is the source of this 3825-nucleotide messenger RNA. RefSeq names its product bifunctional endoribonuclease/protein kinase IRE1 (gene ireA). The coding region runs from base 191 to 3634 and encodes 1147 amino acids. Lineage: Eukaryota; Fungi; Ascomycota; Eurotiomycetes; Eurotiales; Aspergillaceae. Gene Ontology annotation, cellular component: IRE1-TRAF2-ASK1 complex. The transcript is spliced from 2 exons. The record is from RefSeq and is a predicted model, not a curated record. Gene Ontology annotation, biological process: mRNA processing; IRE1-mediated unfolded protein response; protein phosphorylation. Gene Ontology annotation, molecular function: protein serine/threonine kinase activity; ATP binding; RNA endonuclease activity.
UGUACUUUUCCUGUCUUUGCUUUGGUCUCCCAGCCGCCGAGUCGAAUCGCCCUCCACCCUCCCUUUCUCUCCUUCCUUUGACCGACCUCUCCUUUUCAUCCCGCUGCACACUGAUGAACUACCGGUUACCAUCCCCGUUGACGUCGAUACACUUGCAACCUCUAUCGUUCCCACGUUGUAGUCCUUCAGGAUGCGGUGGCGGCUGCCUGGCGCCCGAUCGACUCUCCCCGCCAGCGUCGCUCUGCUUCUGUUCCCCGUUCUUGUUGCUCCGCAGCAGCAGCAGGAACGUCAUGACAUUCCUUCGACCUUGUCGGUCCCCUUAGGAUCGACCGGUCAUGUUGUUGGAAAUGAUAUACACACUCCAUUGGACGUGAAGUCCACCGAUGCGAGCGCCCUAGCAACUAUGGCUCUGGCGGGCCCCGGCCGCGCCGUUCGAGCCCCUCCUGCCCAGGUCAGCAGCCCGUCUGCUGGCCUCUCUACGCCGCUUAACGCGCGAUCCUUGCAGGAUUGGGAGGUUGAGGACUUUGUCCUGCUGGCGACCGUUGACGGAUCCAUUCACGCCCGAGACCGGAAGACUGGCGCGGCCCGUUGGGCCCUUGAAGUGCCGAGUAGUCCUAUGGUCGAAAGCAUCUAUCAUCGAGCGAAUCGAUCCAGUUUCGAUCGGACCCAACCGGAAGAUGAUUUUCUAUGGAUCGUCGAGCCAAGUCAAGGCGGCAGCCUUUAUAUAUACAGUCCUGGUCCGGAUGCAGGACUGCAGAGGUUGGGGUUGACUGUCAAAGACCUGGUGGAUAAGACGCCUUACUCGGGGAGUGACCCUGCUGUUACGUAUACAGCACGAAAGGAGACGACUUUAUAUACUGUUGACGCUCGUACCGGCACGAUUCUCCGCGUUUUCAGCUCCAGAGGCCCGGUUCCCUCAGGACCGGAGUGCCGAAAAGUGGAUGGUCUUGACAUGGACCCAGAGGAAUGCGAGUCUCCGUCUGGCACCUUGGUGCUCGGACGGAUCGAAUACGCCAUAGCUAUUCAGAAUACCGAAACAGGGGAUCCGAUCUGUACGCUGAAAUACUCCGAAUGGGCGGCCAACAACCGUGACCUGGACCUUCAAGAACAAUACUUCCAAACUAUGGAUGCGAGCCACAUAUAUAGCAUGCACGAUGGGGUGGUGCUAGGGUUUGAUCAUUCUCGGAUGGAACGUCCGCGUUAUACACAGCGUUUUUCCACGCCAGUGGCUCGAGUUUUUGAUGUCGUUCGCCCCAUCAACCUCGAUUCACCCGACGCACCUACACCCUUAGUACUUCUCUCGCAGCCUUUACAGCCGCCUGAUCCCGAUUACGGGUCCUUGGAUGAUCGAGAUACCCGCGUAUACAUUGAUAGUACUCAGGCAGGUGGUUGGUAUGCCAUGUCCGAGGAGACCUACCCCUUGGUUACGGGACGGGCCAAGAUGGCACAAUGCUACGAGAAGGACUACUUCCGUCAUGGCCAACCUCUGAUGAGCUUGACACCCGGCCAACAGCGAGAUGCACUAGCUGGUGUGCACUCGCUCAAUGGCCCUCGUUUUGUUCGUCACGUCCCGAGCUUAUCCGGAUCCUCGAGAGUGGAGCUCUCCAAUGAUACUCCGCAAGAGUUGAAUCGCAGUCCUUCAGAAUUAGCUCUCCCUCCAGCGUUACGGCACAGCACGAUCAUUCGGAAGGGGUGGGAUAACGCUGCUGACAUCUUUGUGACUUUGAUAUUGCUGUUCUUAGGUGCUUUCAUCUAUUUAAACUCACACAAUAUUCAGGAACUGGCGAAGCAGAAGUUGGACUUGAAGAACAUCAUUUCGUCCUAUGGCGGGCCGCCUCUGUCCGCUCCAUCAACUCCUGUUGUCGAUGCCGAUCUCAAAAGAGGUGAUGGUCUCUCCCGACCGAUGACCAAUGUGACCAUCGACGUCAGUGUCCCUGAAGACCAACAACAGGGCGGCGACGUAACCCCCAAACCAAAGAAAGACCGCAAUGCCCUUGCCCCCAAUAGCACACCGCAUGUACGAAUUCGAGAGCCUUCGCGCGGUCCGGAUGACGAUGAGGACGUCGAUGAGGCGGCUUUCGAUGGCGCGGAGAAGCCUAAAAAGAAAGCUCGUCGGGGCCGUCGUGGAGGCAAGGCGCACAAGCGAGGUAGGAAACUCGGAUCCGAAGGUGAUUCUAAGGAAUCAGCCGACCGCGUUGUGAAUGAAGUGAACAACAUCCAAUCCAAAUCUCGGUUGGAGCCUGAUGUGCAGAUGGUCCGCACGGUAUCUAACGAGAUCAUGGAGAUGGACGGCGUCCUCCAAAUCGGUCGGCUGAGAGUGUUCACUGAUGUCGUCUUGGGCCAUGGAAGUCAUGGAACUGUCGUCUAUCAAGGGUCGUUCGAUGGACGAGACGUUGCUGUGAAACGCAUGCUAGUGGAAUUUUAUGACAUAGCGUCUCACGAGGUUGGCUUGUUACAGGAAAGUGACGACCAUGCGAACGUGAUUCGUUACUUCUGCCGAGAACAGGCGACCGGAUUUCUGUAUAUCGCUCUGGAGUUAUGUCCAGCCUCCUUGCAAGAUGUGGUGGAGCGCCCCUCAGAUUACCCACAACUGGUCCAGGGUGGAUUGGAUGUGAACAUGCCGGAUAUUUUACGUCAGAUCGUCUGUGGUGUUAGAUAUCUACACUCCCUAAAGAUCGUUCACCGAGACUUGAAACCACAAAAUAUCCUAGUGGCCACGCCCCGGGGACGUACUGGCGCACGCUCCUUGCGUCUUCUCAUCUCUGAUUUUGGCCUGUGCAAGAAAUUAGAAGACAACCAAAGCUCUUUCCGUGCCACCACGGCUCAUGCUGCUGGAACAUCUGGCUGGCGAGCCCCCGAGCUUCUUGUGGACGAUGACAAGAGCUCGGUGAUCCAAAGUUCCGAGUCACAGCACACUGAGUCCUCGGAGCCCGCUGUUGUGGAUCCUCAAACCAACCGAAGAGCCACUCGUGCUAUCGAUAUCUUCUCCCUGGGCUGUGUGUUUUACUAUGUCUUGACUAGGGGGAGUCAUCCGUUCGACAAGAACGGCAAGUUCAUGCGAGAGGCAAACAUUGUGAAGGGCAACUACAACCUCGAUGAACUUGAGCGUCUGGGUGAUUACGCAUUCGAAGCCCGUGAUCUUAUACAGUCAAUGUUGUCGCUUGAUCCUCGUAAACGACCCGAUGCUAGUUCUGUCCUUACGCAUCCAUUCUUCUGGAGUGCAUCCGAUCGCCUCGCCUUCCUAUGUGAUGUAUCCGACCAUUUUGAGUUCGAACCGCGUGAUCCACCAUCUGAAGCCCUCAUAUGUUUGGAGGCAGUCGCUCCACGGGUCAUGGGACAUGAAAUGGACUUCUUACGUCAACUACCCGCUGUGUUCAAGGACAACCUGGGCAAGCAGCGCAAGUAUACAGGUUCGAAGAUGCUGGAUCUUCUGCGGGCGCUACGCAACAAGUGCCAUCACUACAAUGACAUGCCCGAGCAUCUUAAGGCAAGUAUCGGUGGCCUGCCCGAAGGAUAUCUGAGCUUCUGGACCGUCAAGUUCCCGAGCUUGCUCAUGAGCUGCCAUUCGGUAAUUGUGGAUCUACGUUUGACACGGAUUGACCGCUUCAAGCGGUACUUCACCGUGCCCGAGUAAUAUGAAAAAAUUUAGUUCUAUUUAUAUGACACAUUUACAUUAUCUACACCUUUAUGUUUUACUAUCUACUCUCAGAAACAUCAUUGAUCUACUGUGCAACACAUUUUUGGUUAGACAAGGUUACGCAUCUUUCAAUCCUCUAUAGAUAUACAUUUUGAGCAGGUCUAGCUCUAAUGUACAAACAUAAUAUU